CAAUUCCGUCAAUCUAUCAGAUUUUUAUUGAUCGUCAUAGUACCUACAUUUAUGAGACAUUACAAUAUAACACUCGAAAAUAAAUAUCUAAUAAUUUUAAUUUUUGAGGCAACCUAAAAAUGGAAUCGUUAGCGAAAAUGAAUGUGCCCGAAGAUAAUCCUAAAACGAAUGCUCAUAGAGUGACAAAAACCAUCGUCACAUCUCCGAAAAUUUACAAACCCGUUGGGCCUUACAGUCAAGCUAUUCUUACUGAUAAAACCCUGUACGUGUCCGGAGUGCUGGGUCUAGAUAUGGAGGCGCAGUUAGUGUGUGGAGGCGCGGAAGCCGAGACGCGGCAGGCGUUGGACAACCUGAGGCACGUGCUGGAGGCCGGCGGGGCUUCUCUCGAGUCAUGUGUCAAAACCACAAUACUUCUCGGCAAUAUGGAUGAUUUUGCAAAUGUAAAUGAAGUCUAUGCAGAAUAUUUCCCGAAAGACUACCCGGCUAGGGCGACGUAUCAAGUGGCCAAGCUGCCCAUGGGUGCCGCAGUGGAGAUCGAGGCAAUCGCCCUCAGCGGGGACCUCGUGGUAGCCGAGGCGGGCCCGUGUCCUUGCGCCCGCACUUAGGAAUCUCAAACACAACAUUAGAAUCCGCACCGUGUGGCGUUACUGAAAACAACAACGUGGCCUACAUAUUAUUGAUAGUUUCUCAUCUCUAUAUCUUCGUGGUGCGGUCUCUAUGUUCGAAUCGAUUGCAUGAGUAUCAGCAUUUGAUUACUUUACUUUUAUUAUAUAUUUUAAUAUAUAUCUACCAUAUUUGCCACAUAAAUAGGUAGUACCUAUUGUUAUAAUUGCAUUUACACCGUGGCGCAUUUUCUAGAACAUAACUAAUUAGCUAACUUUGAAUAUAUUUCGAUAAUUAUUGACUGAUUAAUUAUUUUAAUACUUAUUGAAGGUUCCGUACGUAUUCUAUCCGACUUUCUUUCUGUUAUUCAUAAAAACGUUAGCAUAGGUACUUAUGUCACUUUCGCACUUUAUAAUAUUUGCCAUUAACAGAAAGAGACAAAACGUACUUUAAGUAUGUUUUAACUUUUUUAUGAAUAUCAGGGUUGAUAAAUGUACAUCUGCGCAAUAAUAAUAUUCUAAUACUAUAGUUAUUAAUACACAUAUAGAUGUCGAAUCGCAUCAAAGAAAUGGGGUACACAUGUGGUUAUGUUAAUAUUACUAAUUCAGCCGAGCGAGCAGCUUUAUUAUUAUGUGUAAUUUACCCUUUGCCCACGCAUUGCCAGUGCAAAUAAAAAUUUUUUUAACCUUCACCUUUUUGCUUGGAGAGAAGCUUUUUUGACAUUGGAAUCCUCAUGCAUUUAACUCGUAUGCUAUAGGAUUAACCGUCCUUCAUCUGGCAGUCGGCAGUCGAAGGAUGAAGGAUUUUGAAAGUGCUCACAAAAAUAUGUAUUGUUGAGAUUAAGACACGUUUCUGACUAAAAUCAGAUAGCAACAUUUGUGGAAAAGACCUUCGUAUGUAUGUGGGGCUUGAUUCUGCUAAAAAUCACACGGUGUCAACAGCACCACCCCUAUAUCUUCUUCAUCCAUUCCGUGUCGGCUUCACAUGCUCCAAUAGCUCCGACGCUUCUGCGCUCUGGCGGCGGCGCGGCAGCUUUAACCUUGACAGCUGGGCCAUCAUCACCACCACAUCACGGUGCGCUCUCCCAAUCCGACGUGAGCAUUUCGUGUUAGCAAGCUUUUUAAGUCAUGUAGCCCAAUCCUAAUCUUGGGACGGUGAUUUAAUUAACAUUUUACUCUAGGUUCAAAAUACACACAUCCUUGCACGUUUUUAAUACGAGUAUAUUGUUAUUGAUAUAAUGUAGGUCGGGGACCUUUCAACUACAGUCGGCCUCAGCCCAAAGAAUGUGCGUGUGGAUGGUUGAUUUAGCACGUUGUUAACAGCCGAUUCCGAACAAUCCGGCCAGUCAAAACAUCGGGGUUUAUGACCAACUUUGCCUUAUAUAUGUUGAUAUGUUGGUAACCUACCAAUAUAUAUAAGCGAGACUUUAUAAUUGACCGAUCACCGAAGACCUUUUGUGCUUUGACAGUAUGUUUUUGUAUAAAACGAACUAGCACUUGCGUUGCAAUAAUUACACAAAAUGCAUCUUGGUAAUGCACACUUAGGCAUCUACUUAAUUCCAAACCAUUCAUUUAAAAAUUUCAUUAGGCAUUUAAGUAUGUUCAAGUAAGUACCUAUUCAUCUUUAUACAGGUAUUGAGUUGUUAACUUGACUUUAUGACGAAAGUAUUUCAAAGUAUUAUGUAAGUACUUUAUUCUCUAUAUUUUCUAUCCUUAUCAAUACUAGCAACACUUGACCGUGAUUUGUUCGUUGGUUACUUAUAAAAAAUAAGAUACUUAACUAUUUUAAAUUGUGACCUAGAGUGGGUGGUCAUGAAACCCACGAGCAGCACAUUUAGCGCGCACCCAGGGGGCGGGGCGGUAUAAUUUAUACAACAGAAAGUUGAGGUUUUGCGUGAACUACAAACAGCUGUAUUUAAGGACAAAGGGCUAUGAUUGCCUCUAAGCUCUAUUUGAGUAUGGGUUUGGACCAAAAAAUGGCAAUAGAGUAUUCAAACUUAGAGUAGGAAUUAGUUUUGUGUAAUAUCUUUGAAUAAGUCGUACUAAUAUUAUAAAUGCGAAAGUUUGUUAGGAUGUGUAUAUGUAUGUUUGUUAUUUUUUCUUUCUUGGUACAUGGGUAGAAUAGAACUUUAAAUAAUACAUAGAGUUUAUCCCGAAAUUCCCACGGGAGCGAAGCUCCGGGGCGCAGCUAGUCAGUAUAUAUAGGAUAUCAUCAGAAGAAUAGAUUGUCGGAAAUUUUAUAUUCCUACCAGUAAACUGGUCAUGGUAUCAUGGAUCAUCGUCAUGGUAUCUUGUCCGUGCAGUAAAUCGUUGAGGAGUUUCUCGUUGGGCCCCGAUUGUGGGUGGAAAAAGCACACGCAGGUGUAGUUUUUGAUAUUUAAUUAAAAAUGACUAGUGUCAUACUCAAAACAACAAUUUUUGGGGGUCCCCUUACUUAGAACUGAAACUCAAAAAAAUAUUUUUAUAUGUAGUACGGGGUAUUUUAUGGAUAGGUCUUCAAAAAUUAUAUUGAGGUUUCUAAUAUAUAUUUUUUCUAAACUUAAUAGUUUGCGGACACUUCCAAAGUGUUAUAAUGUGUGUCCCCUUUUAUGUUAUGUUACUUGGUGCUACGGAACCAUUUAUGGGCGAAUCCGACUCGCACUUGACCGCUUUUUUAAAUAGAACAUUGAGAUAUACCUAGUCCAAAUACCAGCUAGACUGAACAUACAGAUACAAAUCAUAUUAAAGUAGGUACAUUUUAUCUCGGCUGACUAAAUAAAGCCGAUUAUCGUUUAUUUUGAAAGUGAAAAGAAAGGCAGUAAAAUUAUGCGCGUCAGUGUAAUGGAAUGUACCUACUAUGUUCGUUUAAUUGGAAAAACGCGAUGGGGGUGCGAGGUCAGUUGAGUGGACUCCCUCCACUAAUAGGUAGCUCUACGAUACGAUCUCUGAGAGCGCGCGCGGGCAGUAGGGUUAGGCUGGUGCGGGCGGCUGGUCUGGGCGUCCGGGCCACGGCCGCGUCGCAAACCGCCGACUACACAUCAACAUCUUCAACUAUUUAGUAUCGGCACCCACAUGCCUGUAUAGACUUCCCAACAUGGGCUGUACAAGCAGCUCUCCAAAUAUGGUCACUGCCCAUGCUAAUCCCACAG
Molecule: messenger RNA, 3730 nt
Organism: Plodia interpunctella (Indianmeal moth)
Lineage: Eukaryota; Metazoa; Arthropoda; Insecta; Lepidoptera; Pyralidae
Gene: UK114
Product: 2-iminobutanoate/2-iminopropanoate deaminase-like
Exons: 3
Coding region: 120-605 (161 amino acids)
Cellular component (GO): mitochondrion; cytosol
Molecular function (GO): deaminase activity
Source: RefSeq, a predicted model, not a curated record